Messenger RNA from Capsicum annuum, 2361 nucleotides. RefSeq names its product piriformospora indica-insensitive protein 2. The transcript has 2 exons. Lineage: Eukaryota; Viridiplantae; Streptophyta; Magnoliopsida; Solanales; Solanaceae. Bases 807 to 2228 code for a protein of 473 amino acids. Gene Ontology annotation, molecular function: protein binding. The record is from RefSeq and is a predicted model, not a curated record.
CUUACUAGUAUAAUUGACAUUACCAUAAUUGCCUUUAAUGUGUUGCAUUGAGAACUGUGCUGUUAUAACCUUUUUAGCUGCAAAGACAUCCUAGACUUAUGUGUUAUGUCCUCCUGUUAUCUCUUACUGUUCUUUUCUGCCACUCUACUCUUCUCUUUUUCUACCUUAGCUUUCUAUAAACAUUUUUAACAAGCACCUCCUUUCUUUACUUCUUUGUUCCUUCUAUUUCCUUGUUUGAUUUGAUUCUUUAGGAUUUACAUCACUGCCUAUACAAAAGUACAACAAUAUUUUAAUUAAUGAUAUGAAGCAUUUUUUAAAGAUAUCCCUUCUUGGCGUUUCUACUAUAAGUUAUAGUUUAGCUUAAACAGUUUUAUUGCAUGGUCGACAAAGUUUAUUAUAUUACUUUCAAGAUUUUGUCAACUCAUUUUCAAGAUUUUUUUUUUUUUUUGCUUCAAUGAAUAUGAUGGGGGUCUUCAAGAAUUUUACUACUUUGUAUGUGUGACAAAGUUCUUUUUUUUUUACUUUCAAACACUUUGUAAACUCAUUUUCAAGAAUUCUAGCAUUUUCAAGAAUUUUAGUUUAUUUGUUUUGAACACUUCGUGAACUCAUUUUCAAGAAUUUUUUGGGUUCAAAGAGUGAUGAGGGGUUUUGAAGAAUUCUAGUUUGGUGGUGUGACAAAAGUUUUUUUUACUUAACAACACUUUGUCAAUUCAUUUUCAAGAAUCUUUUGGCUUCAAGAAUUCUAGUUUUCUUUGUGUGACACUUGGUCAAACUCAUUUUCAAGAAAUUUUUGGGUUCAAAGAGUGAUGAGGGGUUUCAAGAAUUCAAGAUUUUGUGUUUUAGUUAUCAUUUUUCUCCUCCAUUUUGGUGUUUGGUGCAAUGGUGAUACUGAAAACAUGGGAGCUCCAAUGGAACAAAAUGAGAUAAAUGCUCUUUACUCUACUAUUCAAGGUUUUGUUGGUAAAUCCUGGAAUGGCUCAGAUCUUUAUCCAGAUCCUUGUGGUUGGACUCCUAUACAGGGUGUAUCUUGUGACUUGUUUGAUGGUUUUUGGUAUGUCACAGACAUAAACAUUGGACCUAUACAUGAUAACUCACUAAGUUGUACACCAAAUGCUGAGUUCAAUCUCAAUCUCUUUACACUAAAGCACCUAAAAUCUCUCUUAUUCUUCAAUUGUUUCGUGUCGCCUCGCCAUCAUCCAACUUCAAUCCCCUCAGAAGGCUGGGAACUUCUUGCUAGUACCUUGGAGUCACUUGAGUUUCGAUCAAAUCCCGGUCUCAUUGGACAAAUUCCCAGCACAUUUGGAAGACUCAGAAAGCUCCAAUCUUUAGUACUAAUAGAAAAUGGACUCUCUGGUGAAAUGCCACCAAAUCUUGGGAGUUUAGUGAACUUAAGGAGACUAGUUCUUGCUGGAAACAAGCUCAAUGGCGAAAUCCCGGAGACUUUCGGAGGGUUCACUCAACUUUUGAUAUGUGAUUUGAGCAGAAACUCACUUUCCGGUGUCUUGCCUAAAGCAUUGUUUGGAGGUUUGGUUUCAUUAUUGAAACUUGAUUUGAGUUCCAACAACUUACAAGGCAAAAUCCCACAAGAGAUUUCAAAGUUAAAGAAUUUGACACUUUUGGACCUUAGUAACAACAAGUUAUCAAAUGGACUAACAAAGUCACUUCAAGAAAUGACAUGCUUGGAAGAGUUAGUCUUGUCAAAGAACCCAAUGGGUGGAUUCUUGGAGAUUCUUGAUUGGCAUAACAUGAGAAAGUUAACAACUUUGGAUCUAUCAAACAUGAACUUGACAGGUGGGAUACCAAAGUCUAUAGCAGACCUAAAAAAGCUAAGAUUUUUAGGACUUAAUGACAAUAAACUCAUGGGUGACAUACCAAAAAAUCUUGAAAAUUUGCCUUAUGCAAGUGCUAUUUACCUAUAUGGUAACAAUCUGACAGGUGAACUUCAAUUCUCUGAAUGGUUUUAUAGUAAAAUGGGAAGGAGAUUUGGUGCAUGGGGGAAUGAAAAUCUUUGUUACCCUAUUGGUUUGGUGUCAACAAGUAAUGUACCUUAUGGGGUAAAACAAUGUCAACAAGAACUAAAUAUUGUUAUGGAUCUUGAUACAAAGUCCAAGUUGGUAAAUGGGAGUUUAUUGAAUUCUCAAUCUUCAAUGGGAUAUUUGAAUGAUUAUGGGAUUUGGAGAAGUUAUGUAGUUGAACUAUUUAUGGUUAUUCUAUUACUAUUGAAUUGAAAAUUUUGAGAAUAGAUGCUAUUUGCCAAUAGUGUUAAACCUUAUUAUAUAGUUUGUUGUUUUACUUGAAAUGUACCCCACACUUUUUUUUUCUCUUUUUAACAUAUGAAUAAAUGAAUGUACAUAUUUGACC